Messenger RNA from Postia placenta MAD-698-R-SB12, 351 nucleotides. RefSeq lists its product as hypothetical. The transcript has 5 exons. NCBI's taxonomy places the organism in Eukaryota, Fungi, Basidiomycota, Agaricomycetes, Polyporales, Adustoporiaceae. Bases 1 to 351 code for a protein of 116 amino acids. The record is from RefSeq and is a predicted model, not a curated record.
AUGGUCAGACUGUUUGCCAUUGUCCUCACCACCCUCUGCGCUGCGGCCGGCGCGUUGGCUUUACCGCUUGGUGACUCAGAGCCUAAGGGUCCAACCGAUGCCGAGUUCCUUGCACCUGCAAGGCGUGCACAAGCCGUGCGACGCACAAACCCUGUAGAUGCAGAGUUCCUCUCACCACGUACGCAAGGAAAAGGGCCGGUGGAUGCAGAAUUCCUAGCACCUGCUGUUAUUGGAAGGGAUACCUUUUUGGAGAAAGGCCCCUCCGAUUCUCAUUUCCUUGCCCCUGCUAAGCGCAAUCAACCCGAUGGUCCUGUGGACGCAGAAUUUCUCCGACCAGCCCGCUUCGCUUAA